Molecule: messenger RNA, 4956 nt
Organism: Caenorhabditis angaria
Lineage: Eukaryota; Metazoa; Nematoda; Chromadorea; Rhabditida; Rhabditidae
Source: the annotation of a GenBank genome assembly
AUGCGGACAACACCAGAAACCGAACCAGAGGAUACCUCAUUGGUUUCUCCAAUUUUCAAUGAGUCAAAUGAUCCGUAUGGUCCCGAAGGAAUGUUAUAUCUUGAUAUUGAUAUGUUUUCCAAAUUUAUGGAGAAAACAGAUAAUCGAUUGUUGUCAAAACCAGUUAUUGUUCGAGGAGUUCCAUGGAGAAUUUUGGCAUUGUGCAGGUUAGAGAUAUUUCAUAAUUUUUAUCAUUUUUCCUAAUGAGUAACCUUAUCAUGUGCUCAGCAGAUGAUCGAAAAGUGAAAUCAUCUUAAUGCUCUUUGUACAUAAUAUUCAUUUACAGAGUUCCUCAACGAACAAAUCAAGGUCGACAACCUCGCGGUUAUUCUCUCGGCUAUUUUCUACAAUGCAACAACGAGGAUUCAUUGCCAAAACGUGGAAUGUGGCGAUGUUUUGGUUCGGCAACUCUCGAAGUAUUGAGCCAAACGGGCGAACAUUUGAGCAAAAAAAUAACUCACAACUUUCACAAUAAUGAAGUCGAUUGGGGUUUCACUAAUUUUGAAAGCUAUGAAGUUUUGUCAAAUCCAGAGAACGGGUAUUUGGAGAACGAUACUUUAAAAUUGCGAUGUCAUUUCACGGCUGAUGUUCCAACUGGAAAUGGUUAUUUGUGAGUUUGGAUUUUAGAAAAGUUUCAUCAUCUUAAAUGUUUUGUUUUGCAGUUGGGACAGCAAACUACACACGGGAUGUAUUGGUCUUCGUAAUCAAGGAGCAACUUGUUAUAUGAAUUCCAUACUUCAAGCAUUUUAUUUCACAACCGGAUUCCGAAAAACAGUUUAUCAAAUGGAAACUGGAACUGAACCAUCUGAAUCGAACAUUUGUUUAGCAAUGCAACGAGUUUUCUAUGAUCUUCAAACUUCGAAUGAUGCAGUUGAAACGAACAGUUUAACACGAGCUUUUGGAUGGGAUAAAUUGGAUGCUUUCAAUCAACACGAUGUUCAAGAAUUUUGCCGAGUUUUAUUGGAUAAUUUGGAAACAAAAAUGAAGGGAACAUCGGUGAGUUUCUUUCGAAUAUUAUUCAACAUUUUUUUGAGAAAAAACAAAGUGUAUUUUCAGCAAGAACAAAGUAUUCCCUCACUUUUCCGUGGUAAUAUGAAAUCUUUCAUCAAAUGUACUGAUGUUGAAUAUGAAAGUUCUCGAACUGAAUCAUUCUACGAUGUUCAAUUGAAUGUUCUUGGAAUGGAGAGUUGUAAGUUUACGGGGGUUGUCUUACGAUUCAAAAAUUAAAUUUUUCAGUGGAACGAGCAUUCGAAGCAUACACAGCAAUUGAAGUUCUCGAAGGUGACAAUAAAUAUGAUGCGGGUGAUUUUGGUCUUCAACGAGCUGAAAAGGGUGUGAAAUUCGUCGAACUUCCACCAGUUCUUCAUGUUCAAUUAAUGCGUUUCCAAUAUUGCGGAGUCGAACAAAAAGUCAAUGAAAGAUUUACAUUCCCCGAACAAAUGGAUUUGUUGAAUUGUUGCGAAUUGUCAGAUCAGUUGAAGAAAGAAGAUUGUGUAUAUAGUUUGCACGCGGUUUUGGUUCAUAGCGGAGAAUUUCAUGGAGGACAUUAUGUCACUUUUAUCAAUACAAACUUGCAUGAAACUAACUCGAAUCUUGAUGUCAAACCAAGAGUAAGUGUUUUUUUUUUGAAUUAAAAAAUAUUCAUUGUUUGUUUUAGUGGUGUAAAUUCGAUGAUGAUGUUGUUUCUCGAACUACAAUUGAUGAUGCAAUUACUUCAAAUUUCGGUGGAGAAAGAUCAAUGAAUACAUCUGCUUAUAUGUUGAUUUAUGUCAGAAAUAAUGCGAUUUCCUCCGUUUUGGCUCCAAUUCCAAACGAAGAAAUUCCUGAAUCUGUGUCAACAACUUUCGAAAUUGAACGUCAACAGAGAAAUCGAAUGAAGAAAAAGAAGGAAGAACAAUCAAUGUGUAUUGAAUUGCCAAUUGUAACACCAAAUAUAAUCACAGGAUAUCAUGGUUUUGAUUUGAUUGAUAAACCAAUUUUAGAUAACCAUGUUUCACGCGAAUGUCUUCCAAAAUCAACUUCGAAUUAUCAAUUGUAUCGUUUUAUUGAGAAACGAUUGUUCUCAUCGAAUUCGCAUCGAAGAUCGAGAGAUAGUGCUAUGGAUAUUGAAGAUGGUAAGUGUAAUGAUAAUUAGAAGUUGAAAGGCUCUGAAAAUUUAACCAGAAAUUUCAUAUUUUCUAGAUUUUCGGAUCUCUGAAAACUAAACAUUUUGAAAAUUGUGAUAAUUUUUCAGUAAUCAGGGAGUUUCUUUUAAAUUUUUAAAAAUUUUACACUUUCAAACUUGUUAGUAAAAAUUGCUGAAAAGUCUUCAAAAUCUACCAAAUUUUCUACCCAUUUCAAAAAUUCCUAGGUUCAAAAAUUGUGUUUUUCCAGGCGAAGACCUUGGAAGUGAAGAAGAAGAUGAUGAAGACGACGAUGAUGAUUUCAUUCGUAAAAGUUUCCGUUUUCGACUUUGGAAAAUGUGUGAAAAAUAUUCGUCAGAAGGUGGAAAAUCAUUGUCAAGAUUCAGACCAGACAAGGUUUUUUCUUCCUAAUUUAGUAUUUCAAACCCUCAUUUCUUUAUUUUUCCAGCUUCUCGAACCAUUUGCGAAAGAAACGAUUGAUAAAUGGUUUUUGGCUGAACGUGAUUCGAUUUAUAUUGAAACACCAUCUGCAUAUGGAGAAUUACAAGAAUAUACAUUCAAUGAUAAUGUUUUGAUAUUUGUGAAAUAUUAUGAUACAACAAGUGAAAGAUUCACAAUUUUGGGACAUUAUGUUAUAAAACAUAAUCAACGGAUUUCGGUUUAUCGCGAUAUUUUCUGUAAAAUGGCUGGAAUUCCACCUGGAACACAAUUGAAUUAUUAUGAAGAAGUUGCGGCAAAUCGAGUUUCACAACUUGAGAAUAAUUAUUCAGCAAUUGAUGAUGAUGGAACAAUUAUUAUUAUUGAACAAAGUGAUUUAUUUGAAGAAAACAAUAAUGUUGUAGCAAAAAUGGAUGAAAUGUAUAAAACAACUUUUGUUGAAUUCAAUGAAUUCAAAUUCAAUCGAAACAAUGAAGAAUUGGAUGAUAUUCUAACUGAACCAUUCACCAAAAAAGUUAAACUUGAUGCGCCGCUUUCUUCUGUUGCACAAACAUUAGCCAAAGAAUUGAAUUGUGAUCCGAAAAAUGUGUUGAUUUGGACAAAAUCGAUUAAUGGAAAGAAUGAAAUACCACAAGAAGAUGUUGGUGGAAAAUUGGUGAUUAAUUCGAUUUUGGGAAGAGGAUUGCAUGAUCCAAGAUUGGCCAAAAAGUGAGUUCUUUUUAUUUAUAAUAGGGGGAUUUCGAAAAAAAUAAUUUCAUUGGAAAACAAUUGAUUCCCAUUAAACUAUUGAAUUUUCAGAUAUUUUUAAAGCUUGAAAAAGUUUAUACAAAAAUGAGUUUCAUUUCAUUAAUUAUCAAAAUCUCAUUUUUGGCUUCAAAACGAAUCGAAAGCUCUAAAAUCUAUAUCGGAUGAAAAUCCAAAUUUAAAUUUUAUACACACAUUUCCAAAAUUAUGAUCAGAAAUAUUCCAAUUAUUUAUUUUUUUUUGCAGAUAUUCAACUUGUUAUACAAUUAUGCCAUUCCCGGUAUCUGAAAUGGAUAAACGACAACAAAUGAAGAUAUUUGAGAUGAAUGACAAAAUGAUGAUAAACGAGAUGACCAUUUUCCCACCAAAAGAUGGAACUGUAAGAAGAUGUUUCCUAUUUUUUCCCCUCAAAACAUAUAUUUUUUCCAGGUGGCUAAUAUAUUGGAAGAAGCUUCAAGGUAUUUCAAAUUUGCGCCAAACGGAACCAGAAAAUUGCGGUGAGUUUUUUUUUGUUCUGAAAUGAUUUUCAUAUAUUUUGGAUGAUUUUUGCAGAUUAGUUCAAGUUGGAACAACACCAAAUUUCCAUCGAGUUUAUCAAAUUUAUACGGAUAAUAUUCCUUUGGUUGAUAUUCAAUCGAAAUAUUUGUACAAGGUGAGUUUUUGGGGGAAAAUUUAUGUAGCAGAAUCGAUCAGCGAAUUCAAAUUAAUUCAAUUUUGCAGUGUCGAGUUGAAGAGAUUCCCGAAGAUGAACUUGAAUGCUCACCAGGUGAAUUCUAUUGUCCAGUUGUACAUUUUGAUCGAGAUCCGACUAGUCGAUUAUUCGGAACAUCAUUUAUCAUCAAGGUUUGUUUUUAUUUCAAUUUUAAAAGUAAACUAACAAUAGUUUUUUUUUUUCAAAAGUCAAGGCCCCUUUGGAACCCCAAAGAUUUUUUUAUGUUAGAAGUCUGAAACCGUAUUUCGAAAAAAUUUUCAUCAUUUUUCCCCAACUAAAAAUUGUCUUCAGGUGAAAAAUGGUGAAUUGACGAAUGAUGUGCGCGAAAGAUUACGUCGAAAAUUGUCGGAUGUUGCUGAUAAUGAAUUCAACAAGUAUAAAUUUGCUCUGUUAGCCAGAGAUAAAGUGAGUUAUCCAGUUGAGCAAAAAAAAAACAAUGAGAAACCAAAGUUUCAGCUAUGCCGGUAUAUUGAAUUUGGUGAUUCGGAUAAGGUGAACUUGCAAGAUUUGUCAUGUCAGACAACCGGAAAUAGUGAGUUUUUUUUUGAAUAAAAUAUGGCAUCUCCUGGAAAUGCGGAACGUACAAAACGGAGAAUUUGAAACUUUCAAAAAAUAUUCUCGAAAUUUGAAAGUACUGUAUUUUGUCACAAAAAACUUCUUCCGAAAGCUUUGUUAUUGACCAAAGUACGAUUUUGAAAAAAAACUGAAUUCCAUGUUUUGGAGCUCUAUAAAAAUACCAAAAAAAAAUUUGACGCUAAAAUAAACAAUUUUGAACUUCAAUUUUUCACUCAAAAAUCCAUAUAAAUUUCUGUUCUUUCAGUUCCUCAAGUUUAUAUUGGAAUCGAUCAUAAAUCACCAGUUCUUCACUCAAACGAAAAUGCAAUUCGAAUUUUGAACUAA